Messenger RNA from Trypanosoma theileri, 351 nucleotides. RefSeq lists its product as uncharacterized. NCBI's taxonomy places the organism in Eukaryota, Euglenozoa, Kinetoplastea, Trypanosomatida, Trypanosomatidae. The record is from RefSeq and is a predicted model, not a curated record. The transcript has a single exon. The annotation marks the transcript as partial.
AUGAACGUGCUCAAGAGUACAAAUCCUUAUGGUAAUACUGCUUUUGUAAACCCCUUUGAUCACCAGUCAUUGGGAGUGUAUCCACAAUACAGUCAAAGUCCUGCUAUUAGUCCCAAGAGAUUUAAAGGAAAUAUUUUGGAGUAUUUGAAAGCAAUUAGACAGCGUGAAAAACCAGAGGGUAUUGAGAAUAUGGCUCCAAUAGUCUACCACUAUGAUUUUAAAGGAGCACUUGAAGAGGCUAGGAAUGAAGUGCGGAAUAAGAUCCGUUGGGCAGCUUCACGCCUACGAGGAAAUUCUUUUGAUAGAUUUUUUAACUAUAAUAUCCUACCCUACGCAAAAACCGCAAAGUCU